AUAACCAUGGCAAACUCUUUCACCCGCAUGAUGUCUGGCCGUAACACGGCAGUGAUGCUGGCCAGCAUAGGAGCUGGGACCCUGGCGUCUGGAUACCUGCUCAGUGACAGCACUGCUGCAGCAGAGAGGAAGAGGCUUUAUCCACCCAGGUACAUUCAUGCACUUGGAAGGUGUUUCAGUAUGAAACGUGUUUGUCCAAACACUAUGUUGAUAACUUUCUACAGUGCUGAUUUCCCUGACCUGAGGAAACACAACAACUGCAUGGCAUCUGCCCUGACCCCAACCGUUUAUGCACAUCUGAGGGACAAGACAACCCCCAACAACUGGACCUUGGACCAAUGCAUCCAGACCGGGGUAGACAACCCUGGACACCCUUUCAUCAAGACUGUGGGCAUGGUAGCUGGAGAUGAGGAGAGCUACGAGGUGUUUGCUGAGCUUUUUGACCCUGUGAUCAAGGACAGACACAAUGGCUAUGACCCUCGGACAAUGAAGCACCCGACUGACCUGGAUGCUUCCAAGGUCACCUCAGGAAUGUUUGACGAGCGCUACGUGCUGUCAAGUCGAGUCCGCACCGGUCGCAGCAUCCGCGGACUGAGUCUUCCCCCUGCGUGCACGCGUUCUGAGCGCCGCGAAGUGGAGCGUGUGGUUGUGACAGCCCUGUCUGGCCUGAAGGGAGACCUGGCUGGUCGCUACUACAGCCUGGGAGAGAUGUCCGAGAGAGAGCAGCAGCAGCUCAUUGAUGAGCACUUCCUGUUUGAUAAACCUGUUUCACCUCUGCUCACCGCAGCUGGGAUGGCCAGAGAUUGGCCUGAUGCACGUGGGAUCUGGCACAACAAUGAGAAGAACUUCUUAAUCUGGAUCAAUGAGGAGGACCACACGAGGAUCAUAUCCAUGGAGAAAGGAGGAAACAUGAAGCGAGUGUUUGAAAGGUUCUGCAGAGGUCUCAAACAGGUGGAGCAACUAGUUCAGGAGAGAGGAUGGGAGUUUAUGUGGAAUGAGCGUCUGGGCUACAUCCUCACCUGCCCCUCUAACCUUGGCACUGGGCUCAGGGCUGGUGUGCAUAUUCGCCUGCCCUUCCUCAGCAGGGAUCCUCGCUUCAAAAAGAUCCUGGAAAACCUGAGACUACAGAAGAGAGGCACAGGAGGUGUUGACACGGCUGCUACUGGCGACACCUUUGACAUCUCUAAUCUCGACCGUCUGGGCAAGUCAGAGGUCGAGCUGGUGCAGUUAGUGAUUGAUGGCGUAAACUACCUAAUAGAAUGUGAGAAGAGGCUGGAGAGGGGUCAGGACAUCAAGAUCCCCUCCCCCAUCGCUCUGUUCAGGAAGUGAACAUCACCUCUGCUGGGAAUCCUGGUGUAGAGCAGGUGCUCCAACUGCUGGUUGCUAAAAUGUUGGUCUUUACUUAUUUUCAUUGCAUGUAAAACAUAUAGUGGCUUACAUGCACAAUACAUUCAUUACAUUUACAUGAAUUCUAAGCAGAAU
Molecule: messenger RNA, 1482 nt
Organism: Scatophagus argus
Lineage: Eukaryota; Metazoa; Chordata; Actinopteri; Scatophagidae
Product: creatine kinase U-type, mitochondrial-like
Exons: 9
Coding region: 7-1329 (440 amino acids)
Biological process (GO): phosphocreatine biosynthetic process
Cellular component (GO): mitochondrion
Molecular function (GO): creatine kinase activity
Source: RefSeq, a predicted model, not a curated record